AUUCCGGAGCAGGCUGCUUUGACUCCGACCACAGGCUGUUUUGUGCAGGCUGUCCCUCUCCUUCAGAACCGUGCAUCCCCUCCCCGAAGCAGCAGGCAGUGUGCCUCCAUUCAGCCACAUUUGGUAUGCAUGAGCACGGCUGCAGAGAGAGGGGAGGUGGCUUUCUUAAGAAGGUUCAGGGGCUCAGGCAAGGCUACUUGACUAGUCUUCCAAGUUCCAGGAAGCCUCUGCCCUAAUGGAAUUUGCAGGUGUGGAGAUGACCAUGGGAUGCCAGAGCCGUGGGGGACCGUUUAUUUUCUAGGCAUUGCUCAGGUUUUCAGUUUCUUGUUUUCCUGGUGGAAUUUGGAAGGGGUCAUGAAUCAGGCUGAUGCUCCUCGACCCCUAAACUGGACCAUCCGGAAGCUGUGCCACGCAGCCUUUCUUCCAUCUGUCAGACUUCUGAAGGCUCAGAAAUCCUGGAUAGAAAGAGCAUUUUACAAAAGAGAAUGUGUCCACAUCAUACCCAGCACCAAAGACCCCCAUAGGUGUUGCUGUGGGCGUCUGAUAGGCCAGCAUGUUGGCCUCACCCCCAGUAUCUCUGUGCUUCAGAAUGAGAAAAAUGAAAGUCGCCUGUCCCGAAAUGACGUCCAGUCUGAAAAGUGGUCCAUCAGCAAACACACUCAACUCAGCCCUACCGAUGCUUUUGGGACCAUUGAGUUCCAAGGAGGCGGCCAUUCCAACAAAGCUAUGUAUGUGCGAGUAUCUUUUGAUACAAAACCUGAUCUCCUCUUACACCUGAUGACCAAGGAAUGGCAAUUGGAGCUUCCCAAGCUUCUCAUCUCUGUCCAUGGGGGCCUGCAGAACUUUGAACUCCAGCCAAAACUAAAGCAAGUCUUUGGGAAAGGGCUCAUAAAAGCAGCUAUGACAACUGGAGCGUGGAUAUUCACUGGAGGGGUUAACACAGGUGUUAUUCGUCAUGUUGGAGACGCCUUGAAGGAUCACGCAUCGAAGUCUCGAGGAAAGAUAUGCACCAUAGGUAUUGCCCCCUGGGGAAUUGUGGAAAACCAGGAGGACCUCAUUGGAAGAGACGUUGUCCGGCCAUAUCAGACCAUGUCCAAUCCCAUGAGCAAGCUCACUGUUCUCAACAGCAUGCAUUCCCACUUCAUUCUGGCUGACAACGGGACCACUGGAAAAUAUGGAGCAGAGGUGAAACUACGGAGACAACUGGAAAAGCAUAUUUCACUCCAGAAGAUAAACACAAGAUGCCUGCCGUUUUUCUCUCUUGACUCCCGCUUGUUUUAUUCAUUUUGGGGUAGUUGCCAAUUAGACUCAGUUGGAAUCGGUCAAGGUGUUCCCGUGGUGGCGCUCAUAGUGGAAGGGGGACCCAACGUGAUCUCGAUUGUUUUGGAGUACCUUCGAGACACUCCUCCCGUGCCGGUGGUUGUCUGUGAUGGCAGUGGACGGGCAUCGGACAUCCUGGCCUUUGGGCAUAAAUACUCAGAAGAAGGCGGACUGAUAAAUGAAUCUUUGAGGGACCAGCUGUUGGUGACUAUACAGAAGACUUUCACAUACACUCGAACCCAAGCUCAGCAUCUGUUCAUCAUCCUUAUGGAGUGCAUGAAGAAGAAGGAAUUGAUUACGGUAUUUCGGAUGGGAUCAGAAGGACACCAGGACAUUGAUUUAGCUAUCCUGACAGCUUUACUCAAAGGAGCCAAUGCCUCGGCCCCAGACCAACUGAGCUUAGCUUUAGCCUGGAACAGAGUUGACAUCGCUCGCAGCCAGAUCUUUAUUUACGGGCAACAGUGGCCGGUGGGAUCUCUGGAGCAAGCCAUGUUGGAUGCCUUAGUUCUGGACAGAGUGGAUUUUGUGAAAUUACUCAUAGAGAAUGGAGUAAGCAUGCAUCGUUUUCUCACCAUCUCCAGACUAGAGGAAUUGUACAAUACGAGACAUGGGCCCUCAAAUACAUUGUACCACUUGGUCAGGGAUGUCAAAAAGCGAGAGUAUCCAGGUUUCGGUUGGAUCUAUUUUAAGGGGAACCUGCCCCCAGACUACAGAAUCAGCCUGAUUGACAUCGGCCUGGUGAUCGAGUACCUGAUGGGUGGGGCUUAUCGCUGCAACUACACGCGCAAGCGCUUCCGGACUCUCUACCACAACCUCUUCGGCCCCAAGAGGCCCAAAGCCUUGAAACUGCUGGGAAUGGAGGAUGAUAUUCCCUUGAGGCGAGGAAGAAAGACAACCAAGAAACGUGAAGAAGAGGUAGACAUUGACUUGGAUGAUCCUGAGAUCAACCACUUCCCCUUCCCUUUCCACGAGCUCAUGGUGUGGGCUGUCCUCAUGAAGCGGCAGAAGAUGGCCCUGUUCUUCUGGCAGCAUGGUGAGGAGGCCAUGGCCAAGGCCCUGGUGGCCUGUAAGCUCUGCAAAGCCAUGGCUCAUGAGGCCUCUGAGAACGACAUGGUUGAUGACAUUUCCCAGGAGCUGAAUCACAAUUCCAGAGACUUCGGCCAGCUGGCUGUGGAGCUCUUGGACCAGUCCUACAAGCAGGACGAACAGCUGGCCAUGAAACUGCUGACGUAUGAGCUGAAGAACUGGAGCAACGCCACGUGCCUGCAGCUUGCAGUGGCUGCCAAACACCGCGACUUCAUCGCGCACACGUGCAGCCAGAUGCUGCUCACCGACAUGUGGAUGGGCCGGCUCCGCAUGCGCAAGAACUCAGGCCUCAAGGUAAUUCUGGGAAUUCUACUUCCUCCUUCAAUUCUCAGCUUGGAGUUCAAGAACAAAGACGACAUGCCCUAUAUGUCUCAGGCCCAGGAAAUCCACCUCCAAGAGAAGGAGGCAGAAGAACCAGAGAAGCCCACGAAAGAAAAAGAUGAAGAGGACAUGGAGCUUACAGCAAUGUUGGGACGAAACAACGGGGAGUCCUCCAGGAAGAAGGAUGAAGAGGAAGUUCAGAGCAGGCAUCGGUUAAUCCCCCUCGGCAGAAAAAUCUAUGAAUUCUACAAUGCACCCAUCGUGAAGUUCUGGUUCUACACACUGGCAUAUAUUGGAUACCUGAUGCUCUUCAACUAUAUCGUGUUAGUGAAGAUGGAACGCUGGCCAUCCACCCAGGAAUGGAUCGUCAUCUCCUAUAUUUUCACCCUGGGAAUAGAAAAGAUGAGAGAGAUUCUGAUGUCAGAGCCAGGGAAGUUGCUACAGAAAGUGAAGGUGUGGCUGCAGGAGUACUGGAAUGUCACGGACCUCAUUGCCAUCCUUCUGUUCUCUGUCGGAAUGAUCCUUCGUCUCCAAGACCAGCCCUUCAGGAGCGACGGGAGGGUCAUCUACUGUGUGAACAUCAUUUACUGGUACAUCCGUCUCCUAGACAUCUUCGGCGUGAACAAGUAUUUGGGCCCGUAUGUAAUGAUGAUUGGAAAAAUGAUGAUAGACAUGAUGUACUUUGUCAUCAUUAUGCUGGUGGUGCUGAUGAGCUUUGGAGUUGCCAGGCAAGCCAUCCUUUUUCCCAAUGAGGAGCCAUCAUGGAAACUGGCCAAGAACAUCUUCUACAUGCCCUAUUGGAUGAUUUAUGGGGAAGUGUUUGCGGACCAGAUAGACCCUCCCUGUGGACAGAAUGAGACCCGAGAGGAUGGUAAAAUAAUCCAGCUGCCUCCCUGCAAGACAGGAGCUUGGAUCGUGCCGGCCAUCAUGGCCUGCUACCUCUUAGUGGCAAACAUCUUGCUGGUCAACCUCCUCAUUGCUGUCUUUAACAACACAUUUUUUGAAGUAAAAUCGAUAUCCAACCAAGUGUGGAAGUUUCAGAGGUAUCAGCUCAUCAUGACUUUCCAUGAAAGACCGGUUCUGCCCCCACCCCUGAUCAUCUUCAGCCACAUGACCAUGAUAUUCCAGCACCUGUGCUGCCGAUGGAGGAAACACGAGAGCGACCCGGAUGAAAGGGACUACGGCCUGAAACUCUUCAUAACCGAUGAUGAGCUCAAGAAAGUACAUGACUUUGAAGAGCAGUGCAUAGAAGAAUACUUCAGAGAAAAGGAUGAUCGGUUCAACUCGUCUAAUGAUGAGAGGAUACGGGUGACUUCAGAAAGGGUGGAGAACAUGUCCAUGCGGCUGGAGGAAGUCAACGAGAGAGAGCACUCCAUGAAGGCUUCGCUCCAGACUGUGGACAUCCGGCUGGCACAGCUGGAAGACCUCAUCGGGCGCAUGGCCACGGCCCUGGAGCGCCUGACAGGUCUGGAGAGGGCUGAGUCCAACAAAAUCCGCUCGAGGACCUCCUCGGACUGCACGGACGCAGCCUACAUUGUCCGCCAGAGCAGCUUCAACAGCCAGGAAGGGAACACCUUCAAGCUCCAAGAGAGUAUAGACCCUGCAGAGCAUCCUCUUUAUUCAGUAUAAGCCGGCAGCAAGCAGUUCUACCUAACGUCCCACAUCCUUCUCAUGCCAACACUUCUGUAAUUGAUCAUUAUAAAGAAAAAACAAGGUAACAGUCAUAGUUCACCUAUCUCUUAUCUAUUCACUUCUGGUGCCACAACUGUUUAUCCUUUUUUGAAGAAAAUAAGGGAACAGAAAUGCCUUUUUGUAUUGCAGUCGAAAUGAAAGAAGAGUUGAUGUUUAAAAAAAAAACAAAAGUCAAGUGAUUUAUUAUAUACAGUGGGCGUUCAAGUCUAGUCGAGCAAGCUCAGGAUGAAUGUAAUUAAAUAAUUUUAUAUUUUUUAAUUUAUUUUGUAUCUCACCUGUCAUCAAUGAAUUCAUUCAAUGAAUAUGUAAUAUUGAACUUAAAAAAACAAACAGUGGACAGAACUAGCCUGAAAUUGCCAUGUGGGAUGUUCUGUUCUCACCGUUCAUGUCGUGUGUUGUGCUGCUGUGUGACCGUCAUCAUUUGCAUGGUUCCACCACAUCCUCCUGAACACCUCCAAGACGUAACUGCCAAUUUUUCACACCACUCAUCACAUGACCAUUUUAUAUAUGAAUAUAUGGUUAUAUGUGGAUAUUUUCAUACCUAGAGUUUUGCCAUCUAAUCUGAGCUCAGCAUAAAUUUAAUUGGAGUUUUUCAAGGGCUGGUAUCUUUUCUAUGGAAAUGUUCCAAAGUACUUUUUAAGGGAGUUUCAAAACUAUAAAUAACCUUAGAUUUGACUGGGAGUUUGGUAUCAACCCAAAGCCAUCAGUUGCAAGCAUACCAUGAAUAUUUUUCUUAUAGACAGAGCUAUAAAAAAAGAUACAGUAGACCAAAAUAGAAAGCAAAUAAACCAUAUAAAGAAUUCUAUAGUAUAUGCCACUUAUACACAUGUAUAUGCAUUUACGCAGAGACACAUAUUUAUAUAUGAAAUAAACAGACAUAAAGAGCUUUCUUAAGAGGCUUGGACUUUUCUAUCACCUUGAACUAUAAUCAAAAGAUUUUCUUAAUCUACAAGAAGUUCCAUUGAAAGAGUUCAGUAUACUUAGACCAAAUGUUGAAAUUAUGAUUUUUAAAAAAUUCCUAUGACUUUUUCUCAUAUCAAACUAGAGUUGUCAAAAUGACUCACUGCUUGCCUUCUGCCCUUUUUUGUCUGAAAUCACUCACUAUUGGGACAUCUUAUUUAUUCUGGCUUUUCCUAAACAAAGUUUUUACACUAAGUACAAUCUGAACAGACAUGCAACUUUAAACCAGCUAAUGUUACAGACUCUAAAGUAAAGGCAUAAUCUUCUAGAUCAGAAUCUGGAUUGGAAGUGGGAUAAAGAAAUCUUGACCCCAAAUCUUUGGAUUCCUAUUUGGCUCAUUAAUGUUUAAAAAAGAAUAAAGCCUUUAAGGAAAACAACCUAUUGUUCCUGGCCUGAGGUACUACCUGGUUCUUUUGUUUAAUUAUAAUUGAAAACACCAAGUUUGACUUCAUUUUGUGAAAUCAAGUAAAUACAUGGCCUUUAAAUAUAAUAUAAAAUAAAAAAACAAACAAACUAAAAACUCUUCUGAAUAAGCAAUUCAGGUAUAAGACGUGUGAUGAGGUCACAUAUGUAAAGAAUUAAUUCCUUUUUCACUCCUUGGCAUUUAGGUGAAUCGGUAACAAACACCCAGACUCCCUUAUUUACAGCUGUUCUAGAAACACUUAACAUUUUAUUGGGCCCCACACUGGCUAUUUCCCUCUCAGCAAACAUGUAGUGGGUCUGAAAAUAAAUCAGUUGUUCUUAAACUUCCUUGAGUCGUGAAUCCCUAUGAGGAUCUGAUGAUAACUCUAGGCCCUCUCUCCAGAGAGAAACAAAAAUGUACAUACAUGCAAAGUUGCAGUAUAACUUGAAAGGGUUCAUGAGCCCCUGGUUCCAUAUUGAUUGAUAACGAGGAAAAGGAACCAUGUUAGUUCAUAGUUAAUACAGUUAUAAUAGGCACUUUACAUUUGAGACCAUCUCUCUGUGAUUCUCAGGAAGGCCAAAUCUCAGCACCAGAGUUUGAACCAAGAUUUUUUUAUUUUUGUUCUUUAAAUUAGAUGUUGCCAAUUUAAUGCACUUACAUCCUAACGUGUUGAUGAUUUUAAGUAUCGAGCACAAUCACAAUGCUGAAGGCUCCCUGAAGGGUCUAUAGAGGAACCCAAGAAGGAGAUGAAAACAUUAUUCAUUGACAUCAAACACCUCCACGGCCUCAUUCUGGGCCAGAUUGGAAGUGAGGGAAAGACAUUUUGAGCGCAAGUGUUUCCAUUCAUUGUGAUUUCAGAGAGAAAAAUAUAGGAACUGGGAAACUAAAUACUCAACAGUCCUGAUCUUGCAAUUACCUGAUUCUUUUGUUGUGCAUGAAAAUUAAGUUCUAACAUCUGUGAAACGUGUGAAAUAUAUAAGCCAAACUUAAAUGACUGUAGACACAAACUGUGUAACUUCCAUGAGCCAUUUCCUUCCUGUGCACAUAUAUGUGUGUUAUUUUUCAGUCCAUUUCCUUCCAUUUCCGGGUUCUCUGUGCACCGAUGUGGCAUUGAUUCUGUGGCCUUGUGCAGUCAGCUUAUGCUCAGCCCAUUGAUUCCACCACAUCCCUGAUGGAGGGGACGUUAAUUACCUGUCUUUGUGAAUUAAGCAGUUUAUGAGCAGCAAGUUACUGAGGACCGUAAAUAAAGUCAUAGAGAGCUCAAGGAAGUAAUAGCUUCGGUUUAAUCAUCUGCUUCAAAGGUGCCAAUUUUUAUAUACUACUAUAUGUAAUGAUUUGUUCUAAAUUGCUUGUUCCUUUUGAAAAAAAAUUUAAGGAUGUUUUAUGAAAAUGACCAUGGAGGUCUCCUGCUUAACCAAUAUACUUUAUAUUUAUAGUUAGAGGACCCCUCCUUGAUCGAUUUGAAUGAGGAGCUGGAAAGCUUGGGUAUAAUUGUCAUGACUAGUUUGUGUUAUCUCUGCAAGCCAAAAGGUAUAUUAGCAGUCAUAAUAUAGCACUUUACAGAACUGGACUUUUUUAAAUGUCUGAGUUUCCAGGUCUAGGAUAUUAUUUAGCACUUUGAAAGUUCCCCUUUUAAAAUAUAUAUAUAAGAAUAAUCAGAUGAGAAAAAUGUACUCAUAAACACACAAAAUGUGUUUCUUCUGAAUGUUUCAAAUGUAUUCUAAAACAUGGUUUCUAUAGAUAAUAUUAUGGUAGGUAACUGGAUAGUACUUUUCUUUUUUACUUCCUGAGUCUGUACAGUCUAAUCUUCCUGAAUGUUUGGGCUGUUUAAUUUCUUUAAAGAUGAUAAAUAUUAUCCAGUCAUCCAUCAUGCUCUAUCUAUAGGCUAUACCAUUCAUAUGUUGGGCAAUGCUGUAUUAUAAAACACAUGUAAACAUGUAUGUAACCCAUGUUUAACCCAGCAUAGUUGUAGCAUGUGGUUGUAUUAAUGAACGUUACAGGACAGCUUUAUAAUCAUUUAUAAAUCUGUAACAUUCAAUAAAGAAGCACAUGUUGCAGUGAUUAAUUAUGUUCCCAAUUCCAUAUUAUUUAGCAUCUUUGUGAACCGGGCAUUUUUGUUCCUGAUCUGCUUGAUGCUUUUCAUGUUCCUGUAGACUACUGUAAAAUAUGUGUGUAAGCUGAUGUAUAUCCUCCAAUGAGUCCUGCGAGCUGUGGUAGGCAAGUUGUGAUUUCAUGAAAGAUGAACUGGCAUGUUAUGCAAAAGACUAUAUGACAAAUGAACUUAAAAUGAUAAUUUAAACUCCAGUUGAAUUAGCUGUUUGUUUACAUCUGCCAACCCCAUGCAGAAGCAGUGUACAGUAUUUUAUAAAUAUGUUCAUUUAGUAACACUAUGUUGUUUCUAGAUAAAGUGAUGCUAGUGUGUAGGUGGUUAUAUAUUUGGCCUAGAUAUUGCAUUAUAACUCACUAUCCUUUAACAAUAACAAUGUGACUUAAAUGAAGUAAUCUCUCUCCAAACCCGGUCUUAAUUUUGUGUUGACAAAAUGCAUGUACUGCUUUAUGCAUUUCUUUUGACUUUUCUAAGGCACUUAACAUUUUACUAUCGCCUGCUGUGAUGCUUAAGCCAGUUAGGAAUUCACUCAAACAGUUGGGCUUCUUACUAUGGGGAUUAUGUUCAGUUUUGAAAAAUUAAAAACAAAAAAAAAGUAACCAAGAGAUUUUUAAAUCCUUUUUUUUAAGCACUGAACAAAUAAUAUGAAAUAAAGUAUUAACUGCAGGUUGUAUAGCCAUGGGACCCAGAGAUGGCAAGCCAACACCUCUUGGGUCUGCCAAGAUCUAGGUGUUGUGCAUAUGUGAUAUAUGCAAGACACAUUUCUGAUUCUUCAGAGCUACUGGGUGUAAAUUGCUAAGCCAGAGAUGAGAGCGACAAGUCCAUUUGUGAUAGUGCAGAAGUGUGCAGAUCGCUGUGAAUGUGUGAUCCAAUGAUAUGACAAGAGACCUCCCUCCUUGUCUGUGGCUUCUUCACCUUGGGGGUGAGCCUAGCCUGGGGGUGGGAGGCGUGUGUUUGGGUGUCUGAUCAAGCACUGGGUGAUUCUAAAGAGUUUACUCUUUUAGCAAAUCACCGUUACUAGAAGCCAUUCAACAUCUGGAAAAGAGAGGAGCCAAUUUGCACAGUUUUGUAACUGACUGCUCCUAAAAUGAAUAGAGAAAACUUUCCUCUCAGCCUGCUUUCUCUUCGUUUUACAAGUUGGAUAUUCUGUCUCUCAGAUUGGAGUCAACCAAAAGAAAGGUUGGUUCCAAUUAAGGAAAAGCAACUUUUUUCUUUUAAUUCCUCUCAGAAGGUAGUUGUGCUAUCUUUUCUCUGAUGAUUUCCUUGCACACAUCACUGCUAAUGAAAGCAACAUGUGACUGUUUCUACAGGUCAUCUAAGAGAGGAUUUUGGUGACCAGGUAAUCCAGAUGGCAAUAAGAGUGAGGUGAAUUUUCCCUUCCUUACCUUACCUAGUCUACUGGCCUCCUUAAACCUGCAGGCCCUUGUGCAUUUGCACAAUGUUUGUGUGCUGGAAACUGAAAAGACAUGUGUAUGGCUAAAAGUCCAUAGGCUUUGUAAAGAGUGUCAGUGCCAAUCAGGACCCAUGCCUUCCUCUGGAAGAGGCAGGUGGCUGGGGCCUGUGGGGCAAAGGGGAAAAUUCAGCCUUGUGCCUGGAUGUGUGACUUUCUUUCUGCCCUCUACUUGCUUCUCUUCUCUUAGUCCAAGACUAGCUGCUUUUUCACCAGACCAACAGACCUUGCCUCAUUACCUUUAUACCUUGUUGACCCUGGCACAGUAAGCUGAAACAGCAGCCACUUGGAAAAAGCCAAACAUUUAGACUUUGUCCCAGUCCUGAUCUUCCCAUCAACUUAGCCUCUUCCUGCCUCUACCCUGGCUGGUGUUCGCAUUGACCUCAUCCAAUUUUUGCCUCUCUAAAUCUCAAGAGCCCUACAACAUCUUCACCACAGCUUCCCACACAUCAUUAAAACCAGCCAUCUGCACAUAGAUUGAGAGGCUGCAAAUUCAAAGAUGUGUAGGGGCCAGAUCGAGAACACAAAUGUGUGAAUUUGACUGGUGAAAGUCAACAGAAGAAGUAGGGUUUGUGAGUAAGGCAUGAGAGAAUACACAUCCCACCACAAAGACAUUCAAAUUCAGCUUUCCAAACACUGUGCUAGCCAAACAAACAUGUCUGCCAGCAGCAUUCAGUCCCAAAGGCAAUAGUUUGGAACCUCUGAUUUAGAGCCAACAGGAUCAGAUUCUUGAUUGUGACUUGGUGAGUGUACACACAAAAUACACUAAGAACUGAAGUCGGGGGGAAAGAAACUCACCUUAUUCAGAGUUACUGUUGUUCUGAAUGAUAUAUGCAUGUAUAUUUGUUAGCCACAUAAUUCUAAACUUGAACACAGAAUCUUUGUAAGAAAGAUUCAGAAGAAGAGUACCAUAGCAUGGUAUGAAGACUUACCUACUUCCUGUCACUACUGCGUCUGACCUGAGUUUAUAUUGCUGCUACCGCUGUGUAAAAACAGUACGUGCGGUAUACUGUACUCAUAGCCAUUUCAUAACAUAGGACCUAGACUCUCAUUUGUAAAUGUUCUAACCCUAGUUUAUAAUGGGGGAAAUUACUCAGAUAUCAUUUUUAAAUGAAUUCCUACAAAUACAAUUGUUUUGAAAUUGGGUUUGCUAAAUAUAUAUACAUCUUUUCCUUCUUUGUGUAUGGAUAGACCAUGGUUUGCAUAUCUAUCAACACUAUAAAUAUAUAUAAAUCCUUAGCAGAAUUGUUCUUUUUUAAAGGUCUAUUAUUGGAUUCACAAUGCACUUUGAGCUUGAUUGUUUAGAUAUAUAAUUCAGAGAAGUUGGCAGAUACCACGGGAAAAACUUUCUGAAAUUUCUGUAACAAAUGUUUUGCAAUAAAAAAAAAAAAAAAAAAAAAAACUCAGUAGUUUAAAACAUGA
Piliocolobus tephrosceles (Ugandan red Colobus) is the source of this 10761-nucleotide messenger RNA. It is a transcript of the gene TRPM3, whose product is annotated as transient receptor potential cation channel subfamily M member 3. Gene Ontology annotation, biological process: protein tetramerization; metal ion transport; monoatomic cation transmembrane transport. Gene Ontology annotation, cellular component: plasma membrane. The record is from RefSeq and is a predicted model, not a curated record. Lineage: Eukaryota; Metazoa; Chordata; Mammalia; Primates; Cercopithecidae. Bases 268 to 4356 code for a protein of 1362 amino acids. Gene Ontology annotation, molecular function: monoatomic cation channel activity. The transcript has 28 exons.